Salarias fasciatus (jewelled blenny) is the source of this 1226-nucleotide messenger RNA. Its product is annotated as inosine-uridine preferring nucleoside hydrolase. The coding region runs from base 3 to 983 and encodes 326 amino acids. The transcript is spliced from 5 exons. Gene Ontology annotation, molecular function: hydrolase activity, hydrolyzing N-glycosyl compounds. The record is from RefSeq and is a predicted model, not a curated record. NCBI's taxonomy places the organism in Eukaryota, Metazoa, Chordata, Actinopteri, Blenniiformes, Blenniidae.
UCAUGGGAAAGAAGCUGGUGAUCAUCGACACAGACUGCGGGAUUGAUGAUGCUCAGGCUAUAAUGAUGGCCUUGGUGGCGCCAGAGGUUGAGAUCCUGGGAAUCACCUGCACGUUUGGGAACGCAGCAUUGGACAACGUGUGUCAGAACGUCCUGAGGGUGCUGUCCGUCUGUGAGCGCAGUGAGAUUCCAGUGUUUCGUGGCUCUGCUGGUCCUCUGGUUGGAGCCGGCAACCCAUUCAGCGACCACUUUGGCGGCGACGGACUCGGGGAUGUACUCCAAGACAAAGAUCCAGAGUGGGAGAAGAAGAUCCAGAAAGAGCACGCAGUCAACGCAAUGAUCAGAUUAGUGUCUGAGAACCAGAACCAGGUCUCCCUGGUGGCACUCGGCCCGCUCACCAAUCUGGCCCUGGCUGUCAGGCUGGACCCGGGUUUUCCCCAGAAGCUGAGGGAGCUGUACAUCAUGGGUGGCAACAUGGAAGGGAAAGGGAACGUGACCCUUUGUGCCGAGUUCAACUUCGCAAUGGAUCCAGAGUCUGCCUACGUCGUUCUGGAAGAAUACCUCUGCCCCACUUACGUUGCAUCAUGGGAAUUCUCCUGCAGAAACGGACUUCCGUGGGAGUUCUUCGAGGAGCUGAUCAACCAGGACGCUCCUGCGGCGCGCUUCAUGAAGACGAUCACGUCCCAGUGCUCGGCCUACUCCCAAACCUCCCUGAAGAACAAAAGAGACGUGUUCUUCGGACCCCUCUUCGUCUCCUACGACGCCUACGCCAUGGCGGCCUGCAUCGACGGCGGCCUGGUCACGGAGAGCAUCUCGUGUCCCGUCCGCGUGGAGCUGCAGGGCGCCAUCGGCCGCGGCAUGAUGGCGCUGGACCGCACCAACGUGCUCAACAAGAGUCACAGCGUGUCCGUCCUGACUAAAUGUGACGUGGCCAAGUUCAGCCAGCUGCUCAUGGCGUCCCUCAGACAGCCCUGCACCAAGUAAAGUUUGGUGACCGGAGGAAAAGGUUGGUCUUUCCCUGAGCCACAAGGGGGCAGCAAAACGGUAACAUUAGCCAUCAUGAGGGGGCGGUGAGCACAACAGCCCUCCACUGAGGUCUCAGAGUUGUAGAAAACUAACAACCAGCCUGGCACGUCUUGUAAAUGUCAGCUCAGUUGUAUGUCAAGUGUGAAGUUGUGUUUAACAAAUAAACACAAUUCCAAACGAAAUGUUGCUCAACAGUCGUCU